AUGCAUUGGUCUACCUACCUUGUUCUUCCCUUUUCCCUUUCAUUCGUGGUGGGAGCUGUUGCCUUCAAUGCAAGGGCGUAUACUAUCCAGUCUACCAGUUGCAAAGCUGUGGAUCGCGUCCUGGACGAAGAGGUCAAUAUUACCAUUGAUUAUGUAGACGUCAACCCGACUGCGGAGAAGAGCAUCAUCAUGAUCGAAGAGUUCAAGGACGAGUAUCGUAUGAUUGCUAUCGACUCGUCCAGCACGUUGGCUGAUAUUACUGGCGAUCUCACUUGCGUUCUUGAACAUGUUGGCAUUCAAUCUGCUAUUUGUCUCGGUCAUGACUGGGGUGCUGAAGUCUGCUACGAGGCUGCGAGGAGACGACCUGAUAUCUUCUAUGCCUUGGUUGGCGUGACUGUUCCGUAUUUGCACGCUGCUGGCCCCUUUGCAGACAGCGCUCAGCUUGCAGCAGUCAUGCCCAAGUUAGCUUACCAAGUUUUCUUCGAGAACCACACAACAGAAGCUGUAGCUGAGCUGAACAAGGAUAUCAGGAGAAGCCUACGCGCUACGUUGCGCACAGUCAACAGCGCCCCUCCAGAUAGUUUCCUCACAAGCACCAGUAAUUAUCUCAGUGCAUAUGACAAUAUUCCUCCAAUCCCGUUCUUCACCUCCUCCGAUGAAGAGUAUUUUGUCGAACGGUUCAGUAUACAGAAAUUUGACCAUACUCUCAUAUUCUACACUCGCGGAAACCGCUAUGGAACAUGGGAAUCAACUCAAGCGCAAGGAAAUUACACCAUUCCCCAGCCCGUCUUAUCUGUUUUGCCUCUAAACGAUCCUGUUGCAGACUGGGUAUUCGCCGCCAAGUACUUGAAAUCCGCGGAGUUCCUGCCACGACUGACGACCAAGACAAUGGAAGGUGCCCACUGGCCCCACCUCGAGCACCCACAAGUAUUCAAUGGCCUUCUCAGAGCAUGGUUGGAGACCUUGAAUCAUUCCUUCACGCCAGACCAGCGAGUCCUCUCGGACGAAUUGUAA
Suillus subalutaceus is the source of this 1014-nucleotide messenger RNA. Its product is annotated as Alpha/Beta hydrolase protein. Gene Ontology annotation, molecular function: hydrolase activity. The record is from RefSeq and is a predicted model, not a curated record. NCBI's taxonomy places the organism in Eukaryota, Fungi, Basidiomycota, Agaricomycetes, Boletales, Suillaceae. Bases 1 to 1014 code for a protein of 337 amino acids. The transcript has 12 exons.